Messenger RNA from Xiphophorus couchianus (Monterrey platyfish), 969 nucleotides. It is a transcript of the gene paxx, whose product is annotated as PAXX non-homologous end joining factor. Gene Ontology annotation, molecular function: molecular adaptor activity. The transcript is spliced from 9 exons. Lineage: Eukaryota; Metazoa; Chordata; Actinopteri; Cyprinodontiformes; Poeciliidae. Gene Ontology annotation, cellular component: site of double-strand break; nonhomologous end joining complex; nucleus. Bases 218 to 835 code for a protein of 205 amino acids. Gene Ontology annotation, biological process: double-strand break repair via nonhomologous end joining. The record is from RefSeq and is a predicted model, not a curated record.
CCAAUAAAACACAAGGAUGAAGGACUUCCUAUCAGCGCAUGUGCAAUAUAAAAGCUGUCCAAUCUUUAAGGGAACUUGUUCACGCCUGGGUUAGAUCCAAAACUGGGCAAUUUAUUAGUAUAGUUUGAAUAUAGCUGCGGUUGGGAGCAUUUAGAGGGCAGGAAAGGUCGGUUCUACGUCUUAAAGCUCUAUAGGUUCCGCUGAGCUCAGGAGGAUCAUGCAGAGGGACAGCAACUGGUUCUGCACCGUGGUGGACAUGAAGAGCCAGGCUAGAUAUGUGUGCUACAGCCGCAGGAAGGAAGGAGGAGGAGGAGGAGGAGGAAGACUCUGUGUUAAUGUCUCCAUGUCCUGCAGUGUGACGGACGCAGCAGCAGUUUGGAGCGCGGUCUGCUCUGAGGACGUCCUGAAGCCGCAGGGACACAGGCCGACCCUGAAAUCCACAGAGGAUGACAUCCUGAGGUUCAGGACGUCGUGCCUCAGUGGGGAUGUGAGAGUUGUGGUUCAGCACAGCAGGGCAGCUCUUCAUGUGGGCUCCGGACCGGCCGCACUCAGUGUGACCCUCACCAGGAUGGAGGCUCCUCAGGCCACAGAGGAGCUCAAGGAGCUGCUCUUCACCAUGGCUGACACACUUUCACAGCUUGACAGUGGGAGCUCAGCUGUGAAUCCUUUCAAGAGCCUGCAGCGAUGCCCAGCAGAUUUGAAACCCCGACAGCAGCAGAACGGCGCUGCGUCUGUGUCUAAGAGGAGGCUUCCUGGGGCUUCACUGAUCAACCCCGGCACUAAGAAAAAGGUGCAAGCGACCGGCGUAGCCUUUGAUGAUGAAGAUGAAGUCUGAUUUGUUUUUAUUUAAUUUUUUAAUAUGUUUUAAAGAUGUCUAACUUUUGAGGAACUCAUCUUUUUAACCACUGUUGAGACGUUUACUCCAGACACACACACACACACACACACACACACACACACACAAAGGGA